AUGGAUUUCGGUUUAGCGUUCCUGAAUUUAUGUCGGUCAAGAUCCGCCCCGCAGCGCCGCCAGAGAUGCUUGUCCCCAAUUCUUUCUCUCCGACUCUUUCUCAAUCCUCGCCAAUUUUCCAUAACAUCUUUGAACUCGGUGAAGUUGGCUUCACAAUCCACCAUGGACACCGCAAUUGAUCUCUCUGACGCCUCCAAGGCACUGGACCUGGCCAAUAUCCGCUUCCAACUAAUCCGCCUAGAAGACACAAUAACCUUCCACCUAAUCGAGCGCGUACAAUUCCCACUCAACAAAACAAUCUACCAAGCCAACGGCGUCAGAAUCCCCAACGAAACCAUCAGCCUAAUGGACUACCUCCUCCGCGAACAAGAACGUCUGCAAUCGCGUGUGCGCCGCUUCCAAUCCCCCGACGAGUACCCCUUUUUCCCCGACGCCCUCGAAGAACCGAUCCUGCAACCGCUCAACUACCCCAAGAUCCUGCACGACAACGACGUCAAUGUCAACGAGACGAUCAAGCAGCGGUACGUCGAGGAUAUCCUCCCCGCAAUCUGUCCGCGGUUCGGCGGGCGCGAGGACCGCGGCGAGACGCAGGAGAAUUAUGGGUCUGCGGCGACGUGCGACGUGAGUUGUUUGCAGGCGCUGUCGAGACGGAUUCAUUUCGGGAAGUUUGUCGCCGAGUCGAAGUUCCAGACGGAGACGGAGAAGUUUGUGAAGCUUAUCAAGGCAGGGGAUCGUGAGGGGAUUGACGAGGCCAUUACGAAUAAGAUGGUUGAGCAGAAGGUGCUUGAGCGGUUGGCGCUCAAGGCGAAGACGUAUGGGACGGAUCCUGGGUUUCCUGAUGAGUCGGGGCCGAAGAUUGACGUCCAUGCUGUCCAGGCUAUGUACAAGGAAUAUGUCAUCCCUCUGACCAAGGUCGUCGAGGUAGAAUAUCUGAUGCAGCGCUUGAAGGGCACGCAAUGGGAGUGA
Aspergillus calidoustus is the source of this 966-nucleotide messenger RNA. The record is from the annotation of a GenBank genome assembly. Lineage: Eukaryota; Fungi; Ascomycota; Eurotiomycetes; Eurotiales; Aspergillaceae.